This is a messenger RNA of Schizophyllum commune H4-8, 204 nucleotides long. RefSeq lists its product as uncharacterized. The transcript has a single exon. The annotation marks the transcript as partial. NCBI's taxonomy places the organism in Eukaryota, Fungi, Basidiomycota, Agaricomycetes, Agaricales, Schizophyllaceae. The record is from RefSeq and is a predicted model, not a curated record.
GGCGCACGUAUCCCGAGUGAAGGCGAUGACGAGUGCGGAGAUCUGCGGCGAGCAUCAAUCAUGAUGCUGUUGAAGCCAUGGCGAAGAUUGACAGACCUUAAAGAUGCGGGGCAAACCUGGGAGUCUGCAUACGACAUGUUCAUGUUGGGGGCCACCACGAGGGACCAUAGAGUCAUCGCCGGCCUUCAGUACUUCCACGACUGU